ACUGAAGGUCAUUCGGACGACGGAACUGUUUUGAAAUCAAUGGGAUGUACCUUUACUUAGUUGUUACCGAAAAUGUCGAACUCAAAUGGACAUUUUUCUGCCAUUAAAAAUGUUUUUGAUGAUGCUGUUGAGAAUGGUGAAGUUACGUCACUUGAAUUCACUACUCGGCUCUCUGAAAUGAGUAUAAACUUGUCACCUGAAGAGAAAAAACUUCUAGCGCAGCGUGUAGACAGCGAAAUGAAAAUGUCGUACAAGCAGAUUCUGGAAAAUCAUUCGUCAGACAAUGGAAAUGAAAAAUUGUCUAGAGAAUUACAAUUCCAAAUCUUGUUAGUCCUACAUAUUCGUCUUUUAGGCUCAUUUGAAGAAGCUGAACUAUGUGCUGAUCAUGAACUUGGUGAUUGUGAUAUUUUCAAUGUGAAACCCAAAUGUAGUACUGUAACUAUAAAAAACGAUUGUUAUCAACUUCCUAUUACUACUACUACUACUACUACUACUACUACAAGUACAACUACAACUCAAAUGAAUACAGAUUGUCUGAAUCCAGUACAAAUCACUACAACACCUCCGCGUACUUGUUGUACUAUAAAACCAUUUCUACACAAUGAUUAUCAACCUAUAACAAGUGUGAACACAAUCGACUCAUAUCCAAGAUCGACUCCACGACGUAGAACGUACAAAUCUAAAGAUAUUGAUGGUAAUUAUUGUGCGGCCAUUAAUAUUACUACUACUAAUACUAAUACUACUACUACUACUACCAGUACUACUACAAAUCGUCGUCGAACUCGACAUUCGUCUGGAUUUGUCCAAUCGAAUACACGUGAAACGAUUGUUUCACCUCAAAUAUUUGAUGAAGAAGCAAUGUUUCUUGGACGAGAAGAAUUUCUUCAUGAAACUACUCCGAAUAUGUCAAGCACAACUGAACAUAAUGCUGAUGAUGAUGAUGACGGGGCUGAAUUUGGCGCGUUAUUAAUGUCAAGGAAACGUAGAAAAAUCUCACCGAUUUGUUCACCAAUCCAAGCGCCUAUAUUCCGGCUGAAUACAACAACUGUCGUUACAACGGCGACAGCAACACCCACUACCAUGAGUAUUCAACAAGAAUCGAUUGGUGAUUCACAGAAUUUCAUUGGAAAUCAUACACCGAAUUCAUUGAGCAAUAAUGGUGGUGGCAAUCAUCAUUUCACAACAGAUUAUUUAAUAAAUGCGCCGAAACGCCAUAGUAAUUAUAUGUCGAAUGAUUUUGUCAAUAAUGCGGUUGUCAAUAGUAAUAGUAGUGAUUAUGGGACAUGGGAUACUGUUCCUACUAACAAUAUUAGUAGUAAUAGUAGUAUUGUUCACAAUGAUCCAAAAAAUGCUGUCAUGAUCGAGAAUGCUAAACCAUUUGUACAUGCCACUACCACUACAACCACUACGAUCUAUCCAUUAAUUAAACCUGUUCAAUCACCAUUUGCUCCAUUGCAUGUAUUCAGUCGACCAUCGGUGGCAGUGAAUGAUAUUCUAGAUGCUACAACUACAGCAAGUAAUAGUCAAAGUAAUUCCAUUUGUAUUGCAUUACAUAAAAAAUUAUUCGGUGGAAUCGAUAAUGAUCAUGAUAGUGACAGUGUUGCUGAUAAUUUAGAAAAUAUUCAUCCAAACCAGUUGAAUUCGCCGCCAUCCUCUGCGCCAAUAUUCAAACAAAAUCAAUCCGCAUUUUGUGAUCCUGAUUCACGUCAUUUAUGGGAUGAGAAUUCACUGGAUAUCACUUUAUCACCGAUAUUGCGACAAUUACACUGGAAUGCACAAACAUCUGUUGAACUGACAACCACGACCUCGAGCACGACUACGGCGGCGGCGACAACAACAAUGAAAAACAUUGAGUCAAACUAUUUUUCUUGCAGACAUUUAACAAAUCCUAAUUUGACCAUAACUUCUCCUAUACCACAGACAACUACAUCGUCGACAUUGUCUUUAAUGAAGCCAAAAUUAACAAUGACAACAACACUCCGUAAUCCAUCACCUCGUAAUGUUCUACGGCCUAGACGUAAUUUAUUCCAGUAAUUAUUCGUUUAUAUAAAUCCCAUUCUUUUUUUAUUUGAUUUUAUUUCUCAAUAUUCAAUAUAUAUUUUCUUCGAUUGUGCACACGCGAAUGUGUGUGUGUGUGUUUAAGUGAGUAUCAUGCAAUGCACCGCCAUAUUUUAAACUUCCCGCGCCUCGUGAGCGCUUUGUUUAAAUGUGAUCGUGUAAAUUUUUGAAAAAAAAUUGAAAUUUUAUUAUUAACCUUUUUUUAAAAAGAAAACGAACAUCUGAUGUGAAUAUUUCUCGUUUUUUUUCAAACCUUUGAACAAAAAUAAAAACCAAAACUG
Molecule: messenger RNA, 2339 nt
Organism: Schistosoma turkestanicum
Lineage: Eukaryota; Metazoa; Platyhelminthes; Trematoda; Strigeidida; Schistosomatidae
Source: the annotation of a GenBank genome assembly